GGAGACUUGGGCACACAGCACUAGCUUCAUCUUGAUCCGUAGUUCCCAAGACUGCCAAAAUGGCUUCAAGCGUUGACCUUGAAGACCGCUUUGACAUCUCCGGGCCGACGCACAUCAUGUCCAGAGCCGGCGGCACCGGCCGUUCUUCUCCAACGACGAUUGACUGGAACAAGGAGGAGCACCGCCGUUGCGUGGCCGCCUGCAUCGUGAAAGGCACGUACAUCCUGGAGAACGACAGGACCAGGUGCAGGGUGCACGCGGAGGCGCUGGCGCCGCCGUGGUGGGAGAGCUUCCACUUCCGCCUGGUGGACGUGCUCAAGGACGAGUCGUACAAGCGCAGCGGCGACAAGUUCAUCUUCGGCGCCAUCUACGAGCACGUGCCGCCCCCGGGCGGCCGCCACCACCACCCAUCCGCUCCACGGUACGUCGUCGCCUUCCGUGGCACAAUGCUGCUGCAUCCCAAGGCGAUCCACGACCUGUGCCUCGACUUCAAGAUCCUGGUCAACACGCUCGCGGAGUGCAAGCGCUCCCAGCGCGCGCACCAGGCGGUGGACACGCUCCUCAAGACCAUCGCCAAUGGCAAAACUGCCGCAGGAGGAGGAUCAUCCGACAGCGUGUGGCUCACGGGGCACUCUCUGGGCGCGUCGCUGGCUCUGGACGUGGGGCGGGCCAUGAUGUCGGAGCAAGGGCUCAGCAUCCCGACGUUCCUCUUCAACCCGCCGCAGGUGUCGUUGGCUCCGGCCAUCAACAAGCUGCUCCCGUCGGAAGGGCUGAGGAGGGAUUUGUACGCCAAGAGCAACCUCGUCAAGGCCGGGCUCGGGCUGGUGCUCAGCCCACACAGGAAACGCAUGGAGAAGCUGUUCGAGCUGCUGUCCCCGUGGGCGCCGAACCUCUACGUGCACGACAAGGACCUCAUCUGCCAGGGCUUCAUCGACUACUUCGGGCAGCGGCAGCAGUGGGAGGCGCAGGAGGAGCAGCGGUGCCGCGGCGGCGUGUCCAAGUCGUCGUCGGCGAUGACGCUGUCGUACCGUGACAUGCUCUUCUCCGUGCUCGGCAAGGAGAAGGAGCGGCCGCACCUCCUGCCGUCGGCCACGCUGUGGAGGAACUCCAGCGUGGGCAGCGACGCGCACGGGCUCCAGCAGUGGUGGAAACCGGACGGCGAGCUGAGGUUGAGUGACAGGCGUUAUAGCUAUCCUUGAGCAUGAACUUGUGUGCCACGUUGUAUGCUGCUUGUUUGUCAGAUUACUGUGUAUCUUCUUACUUAUCAUUUUCUCAGUGAUGGAGACUAGACGCUAGGUUUAAUUUAAGGGGUUCAGUAAAUGUCUGUUUGACCGUUCCCUAAUUGGGCGACAGUCAAUUUUUUCUUCGGAGAUUCUAGUUUUGAUCUUGGUGAACGUUUAUGCCCGAAA
Messenger RNA from Brachypodium distachyon (stiff brome), 1409 nucleotides. Its product is annotated as GDSL esterase/lipase At4g10955. NCBI's taxonomy places the organism in Eukaryota, Viridiplantae, Streptophyta, Magnoliopsida, Poales, Poaceae. The record is from RefSeq and is a predicted model, not a curated record. The coding region runs from base 60 to 1199 and encodes 379 amino acids. The transcript has 2 exons.